This is a messenger RNA of Hordeum vulgare subsp. vulgare (domesticated barley), 845 nucleotides long. RefSeq lists its product as uncharacterized. NCBI's taxonomy places the organism in Eukaryota, Viridiplantae, Streptophyta, Magnoliopsida, Poales, Poaceae. The record is from RefSeq and is a predicted model, not a curated record. Bases 139 to 459 code for a protein of 106 amino acids. The transcript has a single exon.
CCCGGGCAGAGCAGCCGGUUCUCGCUCUACAGCACAGUUGCAUACACACGCGCACACACAGAAGCUUCCAUUGCUUUGAUACGUCGUAGAUACCACUACCAGCUAGCUAGCUAGAUAUACUAGAGAGUCAUAUAGAGUAUGGGUUCUUGGAAGCGCACCAUCACGUCGCCGUUCAGGAAGGCCUGCACCAUCCUCAGCCCGCAGAACGGCGGCAGCAGGAGCGACGACCAGCACGGCGGCAGCGUCAACGACGGCAAGAAGACGCCGCGCACGCGCCACCACCUCAAGCGGUCCGGAGCGGCGGGGGCGGCGGCCAUGGCGCAAGGCGAGGUGGUGGAGAGCCCGUCGACGACGGCGCAGCUCUACGGCGACGUGAUGGCGUGCGCCUACGAGGACGUGCAGGUCAUGUGGUCCAUGCUCGACAACAAAGCCAAGGUCGUCGACACCGCCGCCUCGUGACCUCGCGCUGCGUCCACCAUCACAGACGAUCGAUCGAUGGGUCGAGGAGUUCCAUCAUCGAUCCAGUACAUACUACUGCUACACCCACUGCAUUCAGAGUCUCCGGUGCUCAAUCUGAAGACCGUCGACGACGAGUCCUGAGACUCUUCUCCGUUUUGUUUUUGUUGAGCCCGAAAUGAAUCCCCGGCACUGGCAUGGUACCUAAUUAAUUAAGCUGUAAGGUGCUAGCUAGCUUGGAGUGAUUUGAUGGAUUGCCGCCACAGCGUUAGGAUGGAUCUUUGAUCAUUGAGGGCAUGUUAUCCUUUUCUCUUCCUUUUUGGUGUCACAGAUGGAUGUAUUCGGGCAUGCAGCAUCCGAUCCGCCAAUCAAUGAGGAGAGUUUUUGAA